Trichoderma aggressivum f. europaeum is the source of this 924-nucleotide messenger RNA. RefSeq lists its product as uncharacterized. The record is from RefSeq and is a predicted model, not a curated record. Bases 1 to 924 code for a protein of 307 amino acids. Lineage: Eukaryota; Fungi; Ascomycota; Sordariomycetes; Hypocreales; Hypocreaceae. The transcript is spliced from 3 exons. Gene Ontology annotation, biological process: nucleoside metabolic process. Gene Ontology annotation, molecular function: S-methyl-5-thioadenosine phosphorylase activity. Gene Ontology annotation, cellular component: cytosol.
AUGGCCGACCUCCCCACUAGCUUCGAUCAGCCCGUCCACAUUGGCGUCAUCGGUGGCACCGGGCUUGCCCAGCUCGAUGGCUACGAGCCCAUUGCUGUUGUCAACCCCAUCACCCCUUGGGGACCUCCCGCCUCGCCCAUCUCCAUCCUCUCCCACAACGGCGUCAACAUUGCCUUCCUCGCCCGUCACGGCCUGCACCAUCAGUUUGCGCCUCAUGAAGUUCCCAACCGAGCCAAUAUCGCUGCUCUCCGCCACCUCGGUGUCCGAUGCGUCAUUGCCUUCUCCGCCGUGGGCUCCCUGCAGGAGGAGAUUAAGCCCAUGGACUUUGUGAUCCCCGACCAGGUCAUCGAUCGCACCAAGGGCAUCAGGCCCUUCACCUUCUUUGAGGGUGGUGUCGUAGGCCACGUUGGAUUUGCGGACCCAUUCGACAAGAAGCUGGCAGAUAUCGUCAAGACAUGUGCGGCGCAUAUGGAGGGCGAUGGCGUGGUGCUCCAUGACAAGGGCACUCUUAUCUGCAUGGAGGGACCCCAGUUCUCUACCCGUGCUGAGUCUCACAUGUACCGCUCAUGGGGUGGCUCUGUCAUCAACAUGUCUGCUCUUCCCGAGGCCAAGCUUGCCCGCGAGGCUGAGCUUUCCUACCAGGUUAUCUGCAUGGCUACCGACUACGACUGCUGGCACUCAUACGAAGACGUUAAUGUCGAGAUGGUUAUCAAGUACAUGCAGGCCAACAGCCAGAACGCCAAGCGACUGGUUGGUGGUGUUCUGGACCAACUCUCCAAGCUGGACCACAGUGAUCUUGUCCUGGCCAAGCACUGGGAGGGUGCGUCUUCCGGCCCUGUCAAGUUCAUGACCAAGCCUGCUGGCAGGAACCCUGAGGCCAUGAAGAAGGUCGAGUACCUGUUCCCGGGCUUCUGGGAUAACUAG